AUGGCGCAAGCGGAUACUUCCUUAGUAUGGCUGUCUCAAGUUUUGAUGUUGAUCACUACUGGUCUGCAAGUGUGUCAGCAAGUAAAAGACAAGGUCCAGGCCUUCUCACAAGACAUCGACUUCAACUUGAGAAUCAGGAGAGGACCGUUCAAGUUUUUGGGCAUGUCUCCUGUUGCAGAAAAUAAACCCGACUUCUUG
This is a messenger RNA of Notodromas monacha, 198 nucleotides long. NCBI's taxonomy places the organism in Eukaryota, Metazoa, Arthropoda, Ostracoda, Podocopida, Cyprididae. The record is from the annotation of a GenBank genome assembly.